This is a messenger RNA of Acipenser ruthenus (sterlet), 4258 nucleotides long. RefSeq names its product cholesteryl ester transfer protein-like. The record is from RefSeq and is a predicted model, not a curated record. The transcript is spliced from 16 exons. Bases 82 to 1572 code for a protein of 496 amino acids. NCBI's taxonomy places the organism in Eukaryota, Metazoa, Chordata, Actinopteri, Acipenseriformes, Acipenseridae. Gene Ontology annotation, biological process: high-density lipoprotein particle remodeling; cholesterol homeostasis; phosphatidylcholine metabolic process. Gene Ontology annotation, cellular component: high-density lipoprotein particle. Gene Ontology annotation, molecular function: cholesterol transfer activity; phosphatidylcholine binding; triglyceride binding.
GACUUCUAGGAACACUAAGGUUCACUAGUCUGUGGUUGAGGGCUGGUAAGAGAGCAGAGUUGUAUUUUACACUGAGGCACGAUGUUCCCCACGCUGGUGCUGAUGGUGCUGCUGUGCCUUGCUCCUGGGUCCUUGGCUUGUGACGCUGGCGCAUCACCUUUUAAAUCCACAGGGAUAGUUUGCAGAGUCACCAAACCGGCUGCCUUGGUUUUAAAUCAGCAAACUACCCAAGUGAUCCAGGCUGCAUUCAGACAUGCAAAAUAUCCCAGCAUGAAAGGGGAGAAGUCCAUACUGUUCAUUGGGAAGGUUUUGUAUGGCUUAAACAAUUUAGAAAUCCACAACCUGUCGAUAGGUAAGAGUGAGGUGGAGCUGAGGGAAAACGAUGCCAUUGGGAUUGAAAUUCACAACGUCAGCGCGACCUUCAAGGGGGCCUUGCACUACGGCUACGGGUCGUGGCUCAUCAACCUGGGGCAUUCCGUCGACUUUGAAAUUGAAUCUCAUAUCGAUCUGCGGGUCAACACAAAGCUGUACUGUGGGAAAGGGAGAGUCGCUGCGGACACUUCAGACUGCACCCUGACCUUCCACAAGCUGCUACUACAUCUGCAGGGUGACAAGCAGCCGGGAUGGAUGAAGAAGCGCUUCACAGACUUCAUCUCCUUCACUGUGAAGCUUGUCAUUAAAAGUCAGAUCUGCAAAGAAAUCAACACUGUAGCCAAUAUACUGGCGGACUUCAUACAGGCGCGUGCAGAACUCUUCCUAAGUGACGGGGACAUAGGAGUGGAUAUCUCAUUGACAACAUCACCGUCCAUGAGAGCGAGCUACAUAGAGUCCCACCAUAAGGGACUUGUUUUGUACAGAAAGGUCCCGUCUUCAUUCCUCAACGAGUCCGUGUUCAGCCCUGCCUUGCUGUCGGAGUCGCGCAUGUUGUAUUUCUGGAUCUCUGAUCAGGUUCUGAAUCCCAUGGUGAAGGCUGCCCACGAGGAUCGCCGCUUCAUACGCCACAUAGCAGGAGACGAGUUAAAGGAACUGUUUCAAGUUGAUCUGUCCGGGACCAUGCCUGAUAUCUUACACCAGAUCAUUUCUUCUGAAAACCCGGUGGCUAAGGUGUGGAGCCUGGCAGCCCCGGAGCUAUCGAUGGUCCCACAGGGCACCAUAGUGAAGAGCGCAGCCGCUGUGGAGCUGAGGAUCAACUCCAGCAACGCAGAAUCACCAGCACUUUAUAUUGAAACGGAUGUUGAAGUAGCUGUUCAAGCUUCUUAUGCAAAUAAGAAAUUGUUCUUGGAUGCCAACCCUGUAUCGAUAUCUAUAAGGAAGGUAUCAGACUCCGCUGGGAUGGAUCUGGACACAGACUCUGACAUGGAUUAUUUUAAAGAAAUGAUCCACAGGAUUGGCAUACCAAAAGUGAUCUCAUAUCUGGAACCUGGUUUAACAUCGCUGAUGGACCGUAACCGCCUCAAUUUAUUUGAAAUUAUUAAUCCUGAGAUUAUAACACAAGAGGGAUAUGUUGUCAUUCAGCUGGACUUUGGGUUUCCUCAUCAUUUGCUUGUGGAUUUCCUCAAAAAAAAACUUUAGCGAGAGCACUCCUGUUAACAGAAUAGUGCUUUUCAGUUUGAUGUUAAAGAAUUCUGAAAUGUCAUUGUUUCUGUUAUACAUUUAGACCAGCGUUGUUAAGUGAAUGUGCAGUGGGAGAAAACGGAAGUAACCAACAUAAGGGGAUCCUGUAUAAAAGGUUUAGCAUGGUAUUUUUGUACUGUAUUUUUGCUGUUUUUCCAUGCUUUUCCCAAGGCUAUACUGUGCAUUGGCCUUGCGUUCAAUAGCAGAGCGCUCUCUCGUGGUGACUGUAACAUAUGUUAGCAGUUACUGAAGGGUGCGUUAGGAGCGAGCAGCUUCACAAUAGAAGGCAAGUGUACUAAAACAGUUGCUUUAUUACUGUAUUUUUGUAAUAAAGUUACUGAAACUUGUUUUGGUUUGACGUCUUGAUGCGUGAGUCAGAGUUGUCAAGUUAUAAACAGUGCAUGUUUCCUUUUCUAAACAGUCGUCACUUUAAAAAAAAUACCAUAAUCAGUUUUAAAAAGCUAAAAUGACAACAAAAAUAUUACUUAUCACACGUGUGUUGGUCAUACAAAUCCAUAUCUGAAAAAAUCCAUUUGCAGCCACUGCACUGAUAACGCAGGUCAGCUAUUUUGAACCUCCAGCGAGGCAGCUCUGAGCUUGACUCGCUACUGUUACGUAGCGCACUCGGCGUGCAGGGCGUUGAAUAGAAAACACCACGUAACGCUCUGGAGCGCUCUGCCUUGAACACACCCCUGGUGUGACGUGUUUAUUAAUAGGCUUCACCAUACCUCGCUAUUCUUUACAAUGCUUACUGUACCUGUGCUUUACCGUGCUUUCACUGUGCUUCAUUACACUUUGCUGUGCUUUUAAACAUGGGAAACUUAUAAGUGAUAUCAACUUACCCCUGCAGUGUGAAUUAGUCUACAUCACAAAACCACCACACUACUGAGGACAACUGACUCUCCUUGAGAGAGGACGGGACUGAAAUGUGCAGUAUGGGGUUUGUUUGUGCAUCUAUAUAAAGUGAUAAACUGCCAUGGUCUUCGUCACAAAACAUUUUUUGUAAACUGAACAAUUGUAACUGCUCCAACUAUGUAAAUUAACAUGACUGGCUAGUAACGGAAGGAGCGGUCCCCAAGUCAUUGGGUCGCUAUGUACUGCACUGUAACUGAGCUGCUCCAGGGGACAGGGGGAGGGUUGUUUAACAGGGCAUGUUUUGUUUGACACAUUGUCACUUUACACAACCUUUUCUGACCAGGAAGCGUCUCUUAUUUUGUAUCGUCCUUCAUUAUAGUUUAAAGCUACUAUUCUUUAACAGAGUGACUAAAAUUAGAGCAUGGACACCGCUGGAACAUUUGUAUGUUACUGGCCUACAUUUAGUGAAAGGGAAAUGGGCACUUAUAGUAAGAAUUUGCUUUGUGCAGAUACUGGUAGCAAUGAAAUCAGCUGCAGCGCCAGUUAAAAUCUUUAAAGCAUAACCGUCUGAUUUAGAGUUCACAUCUGCGAUAAAGAAAAUAUCCAAUAUCCCAAAUGUUAAUCCAGGUAUGGUCAAAUGAGUUUAGAUUAAGAUUAAAUCCACAUCGUAGUUUUCUAGGAAUCCCUGUGUAUCCUAGUUAUUUGAAAUACUCUUGGAAUUAAAUGAAAUGCAUUUGUAUAAACGUGGGGAAAUCCUGGUGCAAAUUCCUCAUGCUCUUUUUUCGCAUCUCACACCUUCACUAAACCAUGGAGAGGCAGUUCUGCACUGCAACGGUAUCACCAUGAACGCAUUUUUCUAGUUCAGCAACAUUUUUUUAAUGUAUUUAGUGUUUUUUUAGCCACUCCCACAAAAUCAAGAAUUUAGUGCAGGUGUCUUUGACAAGUGUUUCAAGAAAUAACACCGACAUAUACAGUCAUGGCCAAAUCUGUUCUCAUCAUACUUAUCAUCUUUGCACAGUUGGGCGAGUGUCAUUUUUUAUAUACAUUUUCUUUAAAAUAAUAAUAAUAAUACUGUGACAUACUGGUACCAUUGGUAAAGUAUAGCAACAUGUUACAUAGCAUAAUGAGAGCCCUAACCAUAGGAAGUGCUUGAAACAAAUCCAAUGUGAUAUUGCUACCUUUUACAGAGGAAGUACUGACAGAUCUACAGUGUUUUGUUAUCAGUGUGCAGACGGUCGUAGGCAGGCACAGAGAGAUAUGGAGUUGGGUUAUACCUAGACUACUGCGGAGGCUACCCUGGAGAGAGUACUUUACACGCAAUACAGCCACAAGUGGUUAUAAAGUCAAAUGGAAUGACCUUGUCAUUCAUUUUCCUUGGGAAUCCAGAUACUGGCAUCCUGCAAAGGCUCCCAUUCACAACACACACCACCUGCUUCCAUUGAAGUCCCACUCAUGAAGGACUCAAAAUUCAAUUCAGGGCUCUAAAAAUGAAAGUCUGUAGCUCUUGUCACAUGAUCUCUAAAACUAGAGGAACCUUCAAGUGUACUUAGAGUCCACUAUCCCCCUCAUUAGUAUUUCAUGCAUUUCUAAAGGUUAUUCUGAUGCUACUGAACAGCAGAAACAUUUGUUUAGCUUCCAAUCACUUAAAGAUAACUCUUGAUACAACCAUGCAAAACUGUAGAAAGCAGGGAAGACAUGGACUCAGGACUGUAAGGACCCUGCAUCAAACACAGGCAAUUUGUUUUCACUGUACAUUUAAAAGAACAACUUGGUUUGGGUUCGACAUGCC